GGGAAAGUGCAUUUGCAGGUUAGCUAUGAACAAAUCAAGACUUUAUUGGCAAUGGAAGACCUCAAUGUAUCAACAGAAGGCUUGGGUUGGAAAAGUAACUCAUCAGACAGUGCUCCUGUUGAGAUAGACUCAUCGGCAUGCACCAGAGGAGACAGAACACAUGAACCAGGAAGUUGGAGAUCCUUCACCGAAAAAAGAGCAGGGUCUCACUCUGAAACUAAUGGCAGCCAGACACUAACACCGCCAAGUUGUGAAACUAUUGCAGGAACAAAGCAACCACGUAAUGACGAGUCUUUACUUGAUGAGUGUCCUUCAGUGAAACAUCACAAAGCCAAUGAAGGAGAGAACUGUCUUGAUGGAUUAGAGGCAACAGAAAGCACUAUACUAGAGUGGAUUGCAGAACACGAUGGGGUUUUAUUGUCUGAAAUCACUGACCAUUUUGGAGGAUCAGAGAGAGAGUUUAUUGUCAACCUCGUGGGAUGUCUUGAAGGGAAAUAUGUUAUAUUUAAGAAGAACGAUAUGUACAGAGCUUUAUAAAUGUAGGAAGUAGAAAGAACAGAGCAACUCUGACCAGACUUCAGUGUAUGUUAUCGACAGCCUAGCAAUAGAAGUUAGGAUUAUUGUGAUAUUGUUGAGCUCCAUUUCAUGAGCAAAUGCCAGAUCCUAUCUCCAAUUUAUCAUGCCUUUACAACCCCCUCGAGCUCCAUUCUUAACUUCCUGUCGCUGAUGGUUGAAAGGGACUAUGAAUUCCAUGAUUUCGGUUUUAGUUGUGGUUAUACAUAACUCAAAAUUUUGAGGUAAAGCAAAGACAUUGUUUGCAUCAAACUCAAUAGUUGUAUCUUUGUUUAGUUAUGGAUGCAAAAGCUAUGCAUGUAUACCUUUAAUAUUUUGUUUGGCGAUCAAUGAAAUUGGAUUUGGACCUUCA
This is a messenger RNA of Asparagus officinalis (garden asparagus), 925 nucleotides long. RefSeq lists its product as uncharacterized. The record is from RefSeq and is a predicted model, not a curated record. The coding region runs from base 52 to 537 and encodes 161 amino acids. Lineage: Eukaryota; Viridiplantae; Streptophyta; Magnoliopsida; Asparagales; Asparagaceae. The transcript is spliced from 2 exons.